UGUUCGAUCUGUAUCGUGUGCGUUAAGCGUUCGGUUCACCGAUCACCGUCGAGUUGUAACCGUAUGUGCUGUCGCCGUCACUCUAUUGCCGUCCCUCAUUUCCGUCGUCGGUCUCGCACACGUUGACACGUCCUUUGUAUUGCCAUGGACGUCAGCUUGCUGCUUCAGCAUUCACAAUAUGCGUUACCUGUGGGUAUCGUGCUUGUAUGUGCAAUUCUCGUUUUCGUCUUUGGUUUCAAGAAGGCCGAACAACCACCUUUUGCACAACUUUCGGUAGGCUCCGACGUGGACCGGAAAUUUGCCAACAAGAAACGUAGCAAGAUCAAAGAAAAGAAAUCUGUUAAUGGCCAAGUUACAAUUGAAAAGCCAAGUCCUAUUAAAAAAUCUGUAUCAACAAAAGCGGAUGCUGCGAAGAAAGCUGUGUCUAAACCAGAUGAUAUUGAGGGAAAGCUGAAAGAACGAAAACAAGAAGAUAAUAAAAUUUCUGUAACAAAAAAAGAUAAAGAUCAAGUUGUAGUAAAAGUUGGUAAAGAAAACAAAGUUGAACAAGUGAAAAAUAAGAAGAACAUAAAGAAUUUAUUCCAAGAGAAGCCAGUUGACUUCGAUGAAGGUGACUGGGAACAAGCUUAUUCACGAAAAGAUAAGAAGAAUAAGAAAAAAGAAGAAGAAUCUCCUUCAAAGAAGAACAAAAAGAAUGCUAAAAAGGCUGAUUUAAUUAAUGAAGAAGUUACAAAACAAAAAGUUUCAGAAAAAACAGAAAUUAAAGAUAAAGUUAUUAAGGAAACAGAAAAUAAAGAAUUGAAAGAGAAGGAGAAAAAAGAUGUGAUACUUACACCUAUUUCCAAUGAGGAAAUAAGUAAGGAAAAAGAACAACAAAAGGAAGAACAAACUAAGAAUGAAAAGGUAGAAAAAGAAGAGAAAAAGAGUGGAAAGUCAAAGAAGACUAAGAAAGUUUCUGAAAGUGAAAACACCUCUGUAGUGACCCCACCUACAUCAAAAGUAGAUAAUAAAGUUCAAGAACAAAGAGCAAAAAAGAAGGAUGAGAAUACAAAAAAAGAUUUAGAUAAUUCAGAAGAAAAAAGUCCUAAAGCUAUACAAACACAAGAGAAGACUGGACCAGUGUUUGAUGAACUAGGAGAUGUCUGGACAGAAGCCAAACCUCAAAAGAAAAGUAAAAAGAAAGCUCGUAAAGAUAACUGAGGGUGAUUAAGUAUGAUGAAAAUUACGUUCCUUGUGAAAAGGAAUAGAGUGAGAAUCCUGCUUGGUCCAAACGACAUGUGUCAUUUCGGACUUACCAGGUGUGUUUUAAGUGACUUACCAAUUAACCACCUGACCAAAUUGUUCCUUCCCUUUGUACAUAAUGCCAAUUGGACUAGGUUGUUCGAUCAAUUCGAUUUUACAUGAGACAUGACUGCAGGUGCAAAAAUCGUUGUAUGCAGAAAAAAUCUUUGUUAACUAUUGAUUUUUUCAACAUACUAAUUAUCUGCUUUAACAAAGCUGCUUUGCAUUUAACGAAAGAGGCAUAAGUCAUAGUUUUCACUAUAAAAUAGUUAUUAUAUAUAUAUAUAUAUAUUAUUCUUUUAAGGAUUUUCAUAUUUGUCUAUAAUGAUACAUUAGUAUUCUAUGAGUUACAGCUACAUCUCUUAGUAUGUAUUUUUAAGAGUUUCAUUUUAAGUAUAAAUUGUUAACAAAUAGUACUUAUGUCCUUUACGUUUUGUCAACAAGUCCUAUGAACAAUAUUUUUGCUAGGUUAUUUUGCAACAUGUUUGCAUCCACGUUAGUAAUAUUUUAAAUAUUGAUUUUAUGCAUUAUAAGUAAUUCAAAUGUUAUAGAUGCGAACGGUUGAAAGACAAAACUUAGAAAGUAUGAGAUAUAUUUCAAAACAAUAAUAAAGUGCAGGACAAUCUCUUAUGGAGAAAAGUUUGCAUUACUGAUGUACAUGUCAUUUUCAAUGUACUGAGAGAAAUAUUUUCUUAUACUUGAUAGCGGGUAAUUGAUUCCAUCAUAUAGAUCCAAAAUUAUAUAGUUUGUAAUAAUAAACUGUAUGUAAUAUUUUAUCAUAAAAAGUACAUCAGUAAUGAAUUUUAAGGAUUGAUAUGUAUUUAUAAGCAUAUGCGAAUCUGUGACAAAAUUUGUGCCAAGUUGUGAAGAGAAGUAAAACAAGGUACAAUGAAAGUCAUUAUACAAUUACAUAUGAUUAAUUUAUUAAUUAAAAUAGAUGAUUUUAAUUGAGAUAACUGAAUUUUAUUCAUUAUUUAUUUGUACAAUAUAUAACUGUAUAUAUUUUUGUUUUCGGAUUUUAGUGUUUAUAUAAUACCAGUAGGUAUGUAUAAUAAUACUUAAAAAUAUAAAAAAUAUUUAAUUCAUACCUACAAUACUUUUGCUAAUUAUAUUAUGUGAUUUAAUAAGAAUAAAAUUGUGUUCUGACUUUCAAAGUGUCUAGUUAUUAAAUAUAUUUAAUAGAAAAGAAGGUACUGUUUUCUGCAAAUAUUAUCUUUUCGCGUAUAAGAAUAAUUCUACUGAACAAAAAUCUGAAGGAAGUCUUAUUAACGAGUAUGAUCAGACGUGGAUCAAAUAAUCAGAGUUAUUAUGUUGUCUUUUAAUUUUUUACGAACAAUCUAAUCCAGCCGUUCACAUUUUAUGCCAUGUAUAAAAUAUAGUGAGCAUAUUGAUUAUACAUUAAAGGUUUUCUCUGAAUAGUCUUUUUAACUAAUGUAAUUUAAUCGUUAAUAUCUACAUUAUGUAUAGUAAUAUCGCAUAUGGAAAUGCAAGAGUUAAGCUCUAUAAGAGAAGUAAUGUCUUGAAAGAAGAAUUAAAUAUUAAGAAUAUCUUUAAAGAAAACAUUAAAAUUGAGUACUAUAUUCAGAGUUUCUUGGCUUCUAUUUUCUGAAAAAAUGAAAAGACAAAAAUUUGAAAUCGAAAAGUGAUGUUAGUUGCAAUCGCGUUAUCGCGAAUAAAUGCGUAAUAAUUAAUAUAGGAGAUGCAUUGUAACGUCAUUUGCUCGAAACAAUUUACUAAUUAGUGUUGUAUGUUAAUAUGUAAAGAUAAAGAAAGAAUAUUUAGGGUGUAUGGCGAAUGAAAUAUUGUGAUAAGUAUACUGUAUACCUGAGCGUUACAUGAACGUUGUAAAAUAGUACUAUUAAAUAAUAUCAUUUAUAGCUUUUACUUAUAAAAAGAAAAUGAAAAAAUAUUCGUUUAAA
Bombus pyrosoma is the source of this 3200-nucleotide messenger RNA. Its product is annotated as nucleolar protein 58-like. The transcript is spliced from 5 exons. Lineage: Eukaryota; Metazoa; Arthropoda; Insecta; Hymenoptera; Apidae. The record is from RefSeq and is a predicted model, not a curated record. Bases 145 to 1200 code for a protein of 351 amino acids.